AUGGAGCAAUUUUCGGAUUGUGCAAGAAUAAGUCUUCUCUUAGAAGAUGAUAUCUCUAUAUGCACGGAGAGAGAGAGAGAGAGAGAGAGAGAGAGAGUAGAAUUGGCCACUCAUGAAAUCUGGACCAUUUAUCAAUCGGCCUUGCUGAGCUUCAGUGACCAGGACUUUUAUCAGGAAGAACCUGGUUCCUCAUCUGUUCUUCGAACAAGUUACGGAGACACAUUGGAAUUCGGAGAAUUCCAAAUUGAUGGAAGAUCUGCACGAGGAGGACAGCAUUCUGCAAAUGAUGUUGCGGCAGAGGCUUUAAAUUCAGGUGAUGCUGCGGCCGCACUGGCCAUAUUUAGGGAGAAACUCCCUAAAGACUAUAUUAUGCAGUACCACAACAUUAAAAACAAUUUAGACCGUAUAUUUCAAAAACCUCCAGAGGAUUAUGUUAGUCCAUUUCCUUUAUCUUCUUUUAAUUCCGUUCCACAGGAAUUAUCUGAUUGGGUCAAUCAGAAUGUGAAGGAUUCCGCUGCGCGGCCAUGGAGACCGAUAAGCAUUGUCAUCGAAGGUGAUAGUAGAACCGGCAAAACAAUGUGGGCUCGGUCUCUAGGCCCACAUAACUACUUAUGUGGGCAUUUAGACUUAAGCCCAAAGAUAUACAGUAAUGGGGCUUGGUAUAACGUCAUUGAUGACGUCGAUCCGCAUUAUCUUAAGCAUUUCAAAGAGUUUAUGGGGGCCCAACGCGACUGGCAGUCCAACACAAAAUACGGCAAGCCAAUUCAAAUUAAAGGUGGCAUACCCACUAUCUUCCUUUGUAAUCCUGGUCCACGUGCUUCUUAUGAAAGCUAUUUAGACGAGGACAAUAAUUUGGCUUUAAAAGCAUGGGCAUUAAAGAAUGCCAUAUUCCACUUCCUAGAUUCACCCCUAUAUUCUCCAUCUCCGAAUGAGGAAUUGCAUCUGUCCCCCGGGUGA
This is a messenger RNA of Lycium ferocissimum, 957 nucleotides long. RefSeq lists its product as uncharacterized. Gene Ontology annotation, molecular function: DNA endonuclease activity, producing 5'-phosphomonoesters; structural molecule activity. Bases 1 to 957 code for a protein of 318 amino acids. The record is from RefSeq and is a predicted model, not a curated record. Lineage: Eukaryota; Viridiplantae; Streptophyta; Magnoliopsida; Solanales; Solanaceae. The transcript is spliced from 3 exons.